AUGGGGAUUAUGAAGACGGGUUUCCCCAGGUUCCCGCGGGAAAGGUGGCCGACGUUCUCUGCUGCCCCAGAGCUGGCAGGGCUGCGUCUCCCCCAGACCGAGGAGCAAGAGCAACGCUGCGGAGCGCACGUGGUGAGCGGGCGAGGCGUGGAGCCUUGCUCCUCGCUUCUCGUUCCAGAAGAACGUGGAAACCCCUAUUUGCUGGAAUCUGUCCGAAUCACAGAAGUUUUACUGAUGUCUCCGGGACCGCAGCUUGCGCCAGCGGAGGAUGGAAAACCUCGUCGCGUUUUGCGAGUGCACGGCAGGGAAGCCGGCAGCGCGCUCGCGGGGCGGCGAGGCACCGGUCCGGGACAGACUGCUAGGGACACGCAAACUCGAGUGGAAGAGCUGGUGAUUAGGACAGAGGGUUUUUGUCUUCUCUGUUGUGUGUCUACACUGGCGGCCCAAAUGGGACUUUUCUUAGUAGAAAGUUUUUCCCAAGUUGAGGAGUCCUGGCACUAUCGCAUCCACUGCCUCGUGAUAGAGGGCACCGUGGAGCAGCUCUGCUUUGCAGAAAGAUUGGAUACUGGCUGUGAACAUGUUUUGCCCAUUGACUAUUACUUUCCACCUCAGAAGACUUGCCUGAUCUGUGGUGAUGAAGCAUCUGGGUGCCACUAUGGAGCACUCACUUGUGGCAGCUGCAAAGUCUUCUUCAAACGGGCAGCUGAAGGUAAACAGAAGUAUCUUUGUGCCAGCCGGAACGACUGCACCAUUGACAAAUUCAGAAGGAAAAACUGCCCUUUCUGUCGCCUACGAAAAUGCUACGAAGCAGGACAAUCCCUUGGAGCCCGCAAGCUUAAGAAACUGGGCAACCUGAAGAUACAGGAUGAUCCUGAGGCAGGCAGCUCAUCCAGCCCCGUAGAGGAGCAAGCCCCCAAGAUGGUGAUGACGCGCAUCGAUGGGUACGAGUGCCAGCCUAUCUUCCUCAACGUCCUGGAAGCCAUCGAGCCCGGCGUGGUGUGCGCUGGCCAUGACAACAGCCAGCCUGACUCCUUCUCCAAUCUGCUGACCAGUCUGAACGAGCUCGGGGAGAGGCAGCUGGUCUACGUGGUAAAAUGGGCAAAGGCCUUGCCAGGAUUUCGUAACCUGCAUGUGGAUGACCAGAUGUCAAUAAUCCAGUACUCUUGGAUGGGUCUCAUGGUUUUUGCCAUGGGUUGGAGAUCUUUCACCAAUGUCAAUUCCAGGAUGCUUUACUUUGCUCCAGAUUUGGUCUUCAAUGAAUACCGGAUGCACAAAUCCAGAAUGUACAGCCAGUGUGUCAGGAUGCGGCACCUCUCUCAGGAGUUUGGGUGGCUUCAGAUCACACCCCAGGAGUUUCUCUGUAUGAAGGCUCUACUCUUCUUCAGUAUUAUUCCAGUGGAUGGCCUGAAGAACCAGAAGCUCUUUGAUGAGCUUCGAAUGAAUUACAUUAAGGAACUUGACCGUAUCAUCGCUUGCAAGAGGAAGAAUCCUACCUCCUGCUCUCGGCGAUUUUACCAGCUCACCAAGGUCCUGGACUCCGUGCAUCCGAUUGCCAAGGAUCUGCAUCAGUUUACAUUUGACCUUUUGAUUAAGGCACAUAUGGUCAGCGUGGACUACCCUGAAAUGAUGGCUGAGAUCAUCUCUGUGCAGGUUCCCAAGAUCCUGUCUGGAAAAGUCAAACCUAUCUACUUCCACGCGCAGUGAUGUGCCGGAGGGGACCUCCCAGUUCUGUCACCCCCAUUUCAGCCAUCUCCUGCCUGUUAUUUCUGCACUACUGUACUGCAGUGCCUUGGGGAAUCCCCUCUAAAGAGACUAUAUGCCGAGAAGAUAGACAGUAACAAGCUACUACCUGCUGGGAUUCCUUUGACUUCUAUUUUUCCUGUGGUACCUCUGAACUGAACUACCUGCCAUGGCUUCUGCCUAGAUGUGGCUGGCUUGGUAUGUUGUGACACGUGAUGAUGUGACACAGUGUCAGUGGCACCAUGUUUACACACUCUAGUUUGUGUGUUUUCCACAGUGACUUUCAGUGGCCCAGGGCCACGGGGAAUGAGGAAUUGGGAGAAAUGCCACCAGCUGUCAUUGUUUUUUUGUGGGUUUUUUUUUGUUUUUUUUCUAUAAAACAAAACAAGGCAAGAAGCAGGUUGAACCUAUAAGUUUGGGAGUGGGUAACUUUUCUGGCCUCCUUCAGGACUUUUUAUUUGCAUUAUGGUGCUGGGAAGCAGAUGCGUCUUGAUACUGCAGUAGAGAAAUAGAGACGAG
Molecule: messenger RNA, 2259 nt
Organism: Struthio camelus australis
Lineage: Eukaryota; Metazoa; Chordata; Aves; Struthioniformes; Struthionidae
Source: RefSeq, a predicted model, not a curated record